Messenger RNA from Moneuplotes crassus, 662 nucleotides. Lineage: Eukaryota; Ciliophora; Spirotrichea; Euplotida; Euplotidae. The record is from the annotation of a GenBank genome assembly.
CCAAUAUGAAGCCUUUAAAACUGAAGAAUUGUUCAAAAUCGAAGUCUAAAACUGUGAAUAAGACUACUAGCCAGCUCAAAAUUCCAUCGUUGAAGAUGAAGCCAAAUGGUACUAUGAGAUUAUGAAAGGUGAAGAGAAAAAGAAGGUUUAUUAGCCCAAGGCAGAUUAAUAAAGCAUUCUUAGAUAGGUGAAGGCAGACAUCUAGAGGACCAAAGAGGCAAAGUGCUCUGUUAGCAAUAAUUACUUCGAGAGCCAAAAAGAUGACAAUCCAAAGAAGUAAGAACACACCCAAGAUUUCUGCAAAGAGUCCUGUACCAAACCAUAAUCUUAGAACAUUGGUAUCACCAGUUGAAGAGCAAUUUGAUGCUCAGGAAAGAAGGUAUAUGGAUAUCAUCAAAAAGGCCCAGAAGGCUCUCAAUCGGAGCCCUAGAGUGCUUAAUUCACCUGGAAUACUCAAAAAGUUGCUUUCAAAUUGGGACUCCAUCAAAAGCCAAGAACGAGAAAAAGAUAGGAGGUAUCUAUCACCGAAACAGCAAGAUUUCUUCAAAUUCGAUGAUGCCACGCAGGACUUCGAUAUAAGUGAAAUCAAGAGCUUCAGCUUGGAUAAAAAGCAAAAUGAACGCGCGAAUAAAAAGUCUAUCUAUAGUACUAAAUUUUUAUAA